This is a messenger RNA of Triplophysa rosa, 6715 nucleotides long. RefSeq names its product CTD (carboxy-terminal domain, RNA polymerase II, polypeptide A) small phosphatase 1 (gene ctdsp1). Bases 385 to 4263 code for a protein of 1292 amino acids. NCBI's taxonomy places the organism in Eukaryota, Metazoa, Chordata, Actinopteri, Cypriniformes, Nemacheilidae. The record is from RefSeq and is a predicted model, not a curated record. Gene Ontology annotation, molecular function: RNA polymerase II CTD heptapeptide repeat phosphatase activity. The transcript is spliced from 6 exons.
AGAUUUUAGCCUGGAUUUCACAGACAGAAUCACAAAUACAUUUUUAGAAAAUUGACAUUAAUUUGGCAAAACGUAAAGCUAUCUGAAUAAUGCCCUUCCAAUAAGAAGCUAUUACAUGGGUAUGUCAAAAGAAAUUUGGCAAAGCUUCUCGUGAUUCCAUGCGACUUAUUAUUCGGGGAAAAAAACACGCCUGCGAACAACUAUGAGCAGAUCGGGUGUCAAGACGCUGUAGGUGUCUGGUUCAGAUUUAUGCCUUCUUCAGCUUUUUAUAGUGAUUUGAUACACCAGGAGUUAUUUGUCACGUCUCUGAAGCACCAAAAAUAUCGCCAGGUCUUCUGAAGGAGGGCUGAGUGCAGGGUUCAGUGGUGUCUCAACCUCUCCGUCAUGUCAACGUGCACACUGCUGCUGGUGUCUGAGGCAGGCUCCCUUCAGAUCGGUGAGCCCUCGCCACAGGUCUCUGAUUCCUGUGGACUCUCUGGAGUAAGCGAACCCACGGGGGAAUGUUUGGAGCGUUUCCGUUCUUCUCAACUUUGCAAAUGUUUCGGAAAAAGCAAGAUUUCUAAAUACCUGGAGUCCUCUGCCUUUUUUAUAAGCGAGCGCUCGGAAGGUAAAAUGCCCGCUGAAUUGUGCUUUGGUCAUUCGGAGGUCUCUAAACAAGGAGAUCUUAAAAAGGAAAGCCAGUCUUUGGAACAUGCCGCCGAACUCUUUUCAGACGGAGAAAUUCCUGUUUGCUCCCUAACCGAAUCCGAUGGAUUUUGCUUUGAAAAUAGUCAAACUAAUAGUGAAUUUUCAGAUCAGCAGGAUCAGUCCAGUUCGUCGGGAUACAGCUCUUUGUUGGACAGCUGCUCUGAGCACAGUGAGUGUUUUGGAGUAAACAGGGAUGCUGUUGACUUAGUUGAAGUAAACCAAACUGAGGAAUGUGAUCAAAGCGAGAUUUCUGAACGGGAUGCUGAACAAAUCACCUUGUCUGAGAUGAACCCCGAUAUUUGUGAGACGUUUCAAGAAUAUGAUGCAGAACAGUUAAGUCUAUCUGAGAUGAAUCCAGAUAUUUGUGAGUCUUUUCAAGAUAAUACAGAAAAGUUACAUGUAUCUUGCAUGAAUUCAGAGCUUAGCGAGUCUUUUCCAGAAGAUGAUGCAGAACAGUUAAAUUUGUCUGAGAUGAAUCCAGAUCUUUAUGAAUAUUAUCAAGAACAUGAUACAGAACAGUUAAAUUUAUCUGAGAUGGCUCCAAAUCUUGAUGACUAUUAUCAAGAAGAUGAUACAGAGCAGUUAAAUUUAUCUGAGAUGGAUCCAGAUCUUUAUGAAUAUUAUCAAGAUGAUGAUACAGAACAGUUAAGUUUAUCUGAGAUGAACCCAGAUAUUUGUGAAUCUUUCCAAGGUAAUUCGGAACAGUUUAAUUUAUCUGAGAUGAAUGCAGAUCUUUAUGAAUAUGAUCGAGAAGAUGAUACUGAACGGUCUGAUUUAUCAGAGACAAAUCCUGAUCUUUUGGAGUCCUCUCCAUUAGAUCUUUUAGAUCCUGAAAGCGUUAUAGAAUGUGACGCAGAAUAUCAAGAAUCCUCGGAGCUGUACGGUGUUUAUGAGGAGAGCGCCUCUGUCUUAUUUGAACAACGCAGCUUGUCUGAUCAAAACCUUGCAGUUGAACUAGAUUCUCAAGACCUUGACACGUAUAAACAAUGUAAGCCGGACAAUCAAAACAAGCCUGCUGAAUACCAUGUCAAACAUGUUGACUCCGCUGAUCUGUGUCAAGUCUCUAAAGAAAGCAAGCCAUCUGACCACUGUGUGUCCCCUGAGCAAACAAGGCUUUCUGGGCAAAUGGACACCGCUGAUGACAGAGCGACGCUGGACAGCCCGGUAGAGACGGAUGAUUGUAGCCGGACCUACCAUGUCCCAACUGAAGAUACUUCACAGCUGCGUAACCAACUUUUUAAACCCAACGAAUCCUCUGAAGACCAUGCUGCAUAUGUUAAGACUUUAGAACAAUGCACACGUUGUGGAACAUGCUUCAAAAAAUGUGACGAUCGUAAAAAAUGCAGUCCUGCAAUUCCUAGCGAGCGGUCCAAAGGCCCACUUCAAAGCAGACUUGCCGAGUCAUCAAGAACACAAUGCUCAGUCUUUCACAGCUCUGAACUACCCAAAGAAAACCAAAGCAACAGCUCCAAAGUUAAGAAAUCAUCCACGUGUGAUGCCAUGUUUUCUGGAUCGAUGGAAACCUUUGAAGCUCGCUGGCUUUCUCAGUUUCUAACUGAUCUUCUGAGACGCAAUCAAGAGUCAUUGAAUCAGUCUGGCGACGAUUCAAAAACCAAUGAAGUUGAUUCAGAUUUCAAUCCUGAAGUACAGGAUUUGGUGGACUGCAGAAAGUUAUGUGCAAAGUGUGCAGAAAAGGGGAGCUAUGCUCAUUUGGAUGGUGAUAAAGAGGAAACGUUUGUCCUCCAUACUAAUGUUCUCAUGUCUCUAGAUGCAGUGAUCAAAGCAGGUUCUUCAGAUGAAUCAAGCGAGGAGGAGUAUUCAGAUUGCAUUGACGGUAAAAGUCAAGACAGCUCUGAAACGGAUGAAUCGUUCAGAAGUUUUGCUGAUGAGUCAGAAUCAUUUGAAAUCUUCUCGCAUCAAGCAUGUGAUAAGGUAAACCUUCUUAGAGAGCCGUCUAUUCAUCAAGAGUACAUCGACGAGAGUGAUGAAACGACCUUUGACACAUAUACAAGGGAAGCGUUAGAUGUUUGCGAGGAAGCACUUGAGGUUGAUUCUGAGGAACAGGACGGGAACGUCACUGGACAGAAAGGCCAUAAGUCAUAUGCAGAAGCUCUUUCGGUCGGACUCCCCAUUGAUCCGGGUCACAGCCAUGAAUCUUGUGCUAAAGAUGAGGCCUGUGAAACCGAAGAUUACGAGCCUGAUUUUAUUGGUGAGAAUUCCACACUAUUUUCUGAUGAAGUCGAGGGCAGUGAAUCUUGCCACAUAAACGGAGAGCUUGUUGAACCCCUAGAUGAUAUUUGCAUAUCUAGUGUUUCACCCAUUGAAGAUUAUGGACUUCAAACCGUUGUUGAAAAUGCUUCUGAGAAUUUGUCCACAGAUUCCACACAUGAUGGAGAUGACGCUCUUGAAUUAUUUGAUACCGUCAAAACAGAAAUUGAGGACAGUCAGGAUUUAACUGAGCUUUUCAGAUUUGAAAAUGAGGUUGAAAAUGAAGAGACGUGCCAUGUCUUUGAAACCGAGGAUGCUCACGGACCUUGUUGUGGAGAGAUCGAAACUACUGAAGAUGAAGCAUCUCUGUUUGACUUUGAAGAUGUUGUGGCGUGUGCUAAGGAACACGAUAAAGAAAAAGAUACGAACUCUGUUGAACAAGAACCUCACGUAUCUUGUGCACUGGAAGAAGAGUCGAACAAAGAAACUGACGUUUGUGAGUUUUCCAUCUUGGUUGGUCAGCAAGAGUCUCGAGCCGAGACAGAAGACAUCUCUAAGCUUUCCACUGAAGCAGAUGGUCCAUCUGAGCAAAGCAAUCGAAAUAAAAAGCUUGAGCAACUUAUACAUCAAGUUGCAAGAAAUGAGGCACCUGAAGCUAGUGAGCAGGAGGUGAUCUAUAAAGAGUCUGACCAGAACACAACAUCAAGGGAGAACGAUUCGUCUGAAGACAGUGAAGUAACAGAUGAUGAAGAGUAUCCAGAGUUGUGUGACUGUGAAAUGUGUGUCCCGCCCAUAGAGCAGGUCCCAGCCAAACCACUUCUUCCCCAAAUAAAGUCUAAAGAUGUUGGAAAGAUCUGUGUGGUGAUUGAUCUGGAUGAAACACUAGUCCACAGUUCAUUCAAGCCAGUGAACAAUGCUGACUUUAUCAUUCCGGUGGAAAUUGAUGGAACAGUACAUCAGGUGUAUGUUUUGAAGAGACCUCACGUUGAUGAGUUUCUCAAACGAAUGGGAGAACUGUUCGAGUGCGUUUUAUUCACCGCCAGCUUAGCCAAGUAUGCUGACCCCGUCUCAGACCUACUGGACAAGUGGGGUGCUUUCCGAAGCCGUCUUUUCCGGGAGUCGUGCGUGUUCCACCGCGGAAAUUACGUUAAGGACCUAAGCCGUCUAGGCAGGGAUCUCAACAAAGUCAUCAUAGUGGACAACUCACCCGCCUCUUAUAUCUUCCACCCAGAUAAUGCUGUACCUGUAGCCUCCUGGUUUGACAACAUGUCAGACACAGAGCUGUUGGAUCUCAUCCCUUUCUUCGAGAGACUGAGUAAGGUGGAUAACGUCUACACUGUGCUCAAGCAGCAGAGGACUACUAGCUAGCAUGACACUAGAGGCAGCUGUCACUAUGGGGCCAGGGAGGCUGCUGGGCUCGGAGCACCAUGCUGCUUCCCCAAUCAGGACCAGCCAUUAGCUCAGUCCUCGUCACCUACCCAGAAUUCCAUUCACAGGAUGUUUGAUGGAGAAAACGAAGUGACAUGACAGAACUGUGAAGGAAUGCUUUAUCAAAUACACGCAUAGAAAAAGUUCAUUGAUUGUCGUACACUUUGAACGGGUGACUCUUAGGAAAGGUGUCUUGGUUAUAUUUCCCCCCAGAGUACAGAAGAAACGACAUUUAGCUUAAAUGCCCAUUAGUGCAAUCUUUAUAGUAAUCAUUCUGAGCACUAUAAAUCAAAAUUAAACAAUUUAUAAUUUAAAUUGUAAGGUAUUUAUAUGUAACGGUAGUAGUGGUUGUACUGCCUUUAAUUUAUGGUAGUUUUAAUGAAAUAAAAAAUUACUAUAUUACAGUAAUGACAGUUUAAUGACACAGCCGUGAAGAAAAAUAAAUGAAAAAAAACCCUGAAUUUUUUUAACAUUAAGAUCAAAAUGAAAAAAAAGGAAAUGGGCAAAAUGUUUUUCUUUGUGCCUGUGAGGUCAAAUGUAACCUGGGCAUGUUUUUAUGAGACUAACCCGAUUAUGUUCCAUUUUUGCAACUCUUUCAGUAUCAAGAUUGAGGGAAGCCCUGUUAUAAUGAAACAAGUUCAUUGUCCUCUUUGGUUGGUGAUUUGAGAAGAUCUGAUGCAAGAACAUGACUACAUUUCUUCCUCUUCUUGGGUUCAUGUUUUGAGCUAAACUUCCCUCAUUCCCCGCGUUUCAUGAGUUUACCUCCAGUGCUCAAGAAACACACAUGAAUGGCAAUCACAGAAUUCUAUGCUGUUUUUUAAUCUAACCGAAAUUCUUCAUUGGGCUUUGAGAAAUUAUUUUUCAAAAAUCGCGUUUACUUUUUCGUUCUCCAUUUUGAUUUCCUAAUCGGGCUCGAAAAGACCUGAUGAUACAAUCGAGCAGCGCAGGGUUCACAAAGCAACAGAUUUAAGGAAGGGAAAUUAGCCCUGUACCUUUUCUGUAUCGGCCUAAAUUUCACUUUUGAAAGUUAAGCUGAUGCACCGUUCGUUUUUGAUAUGCUAUUUUCAUCUAAUGAGAGGUCCUUCACCGUGGCCUUAAGAUUACUGUAGUAAAAUCUUGUCAGACAAUAUCAAAGUGGUCUUAUUUACAAAAUCAGUAUGUCUGAAACUGUAUAGUUUUAAAUUCAUAACAGUAUGCCAUUUGUGUGUUUAUAUUAAUCAAACAAGUAAAGAAUACUGGAAUCAAACCCUGAUCAUUCAGCUCAAGCAGAAAUGUGUCUUUUAAUGCCUUAACUCUCCAUUAGAUCACUAAGCUGUCAGAUGGGCAACCUGGUUCUUUGAGAAAGUGGCAUUGGGCAUAGGUGGGCAGCGCAGUGGUUUGGAAACCCCCUGUUAACGCGCAGUGGACGUGCCUUGAUAGUGAUGCCAUGUAAUAUGGAUGUAUUAGCUCAUGUGGAUCGUGUACUUGCUCAGCACUAUCAGAGUUGAUUUGUUUUGCAAGUGCCAAUGUUGAUGUUAUGAAAAGUAAUGGUGAUGUUUUUGUGUGUCCAGGAGAAUGCGGAAGAUGAUUUCGUGGUUUUUAAUACUGGUGUUUUGUCCAUUUUCAGUGUUUGCCGUUUUAAGUAGAUGUGGAGAUGACAAGACGUUUGGCAUCUUUCGAUACUUGUGAUAUUAAUGAAAAUAGUGCUGUGCCAUGGAGAGAGGAAACAUUUUGUUAUUCAUAAAAGGCUUAAAGAGCAGCUCGAUUGAUAUUUCAUUCUUGAAAAGCACAAUUUGUGUACUUGAAUCUCACCCUGUAUUCUAUUCUGGUAUUUUUUUCCAAUAGUAUUUGAAUGUACAGUAACAUGGUUUGUGUAUUAAGUUCUUUGGAUCAUAUUUUGGGCUAUUCUACAUUGUUAAACUACAUAAUUUUUUUAAACAUUCUUUAAAAAAACUCAAUUAAAUUUUAAAUGUAACAGAACAAAAUAUAAUAAUACAUUUAUCAGUCUUCCUUCAAAUCCACUUUUCUUUUUCCAAGAUAAAAAACAAAGCAAAAACCUAUUCCAGCAUAAUAUUUGUUUGCAUGCUACUCGGGUACAUCGUGUCUUUCAACAUAUCAAACUGAUGAUACAGUACAAGACGUGUUACUGAAUCGUAUGUCUGACUGGGUACAUUCUCCUGAAGUCUGGCUACUCAUCAAUCUCUGCACAACUUCUCACAGUUGCCUGCUUAUGCAACAGGACCAGCCCAGUCCCGUGUUUUUCUGAGUUUAUGUAAUAGUCUUGGUAGUGAUUGAUUCAAAUAAUAAGCCGUCUUUGCAAUAUUUUUGCCGAUUUGAGCUAGAAGCCACUUUUCCAUAAACACACUUGUUUAAACUUUUUAACCAAAAAUGUGAGUUUGACAAAUAUGAGAAC